UCUCAGGAGGGCUUGCCAUUCCAACACUGAGACAGAAAGAGAGCUGGACCCUCUCGCUUCCCAGGAUGGUGAAGAUGAUGAGGAUUUGGACUGUGUUUGUCCUUGGCUUGGGAUUCUGGUCUUGCUCAGGAGUCCCCAUCUAUGACUACAACCCAUCCACUCUGAGGGAAGCCCUGGAUGCCUCGGUGGCUAAAGUGAAUUCCCAGGUGGUCCUGAGUCCGUACCUGUUUCGGGCGUUCAGAAGCUCAAUAAAGAGGGUCAAUCUCCUGGAUGAGGACAACUUGAGCAUGGACAUUGAGUUCAGCAUUCGAGAAACUGAGUGCCGGAGAGACUCCGGAGAAGACCCCUCUACCUGUAACUUCCAGAGGAGCCACCAUCUGCCCACAGCCCUGUGCAGAAGCUCCGUGCAGGUGUCCGCACAGCAGGUGCAGGACGUCCAGGUUCACUGCCGCUGGGUGUCCAGCUCGGAGUCUGACAGCAGUGAAGAGAUGAUUUUUGAGGACAUGCUGCGAUCCUAUACGUGGAGAAACAGUUACCUACAAGGUCUCAGCCCUGAUGAAGUCAGGAGUGGGCGAUUCUAUGAAAGGUCAUCAGAGCCCAGGAGAAGGCUCUUUCUUCCUGGAAACAGAAGGCACCCAGCCCACUGGCACAGAACAAGGACGUCUACUGGCUUUGAGGGUCACAGUGAGUCGGCAUUGACUGGAUGGCAGUGAGAGAGACCAUGCUCUGUCCUGAGAUUCCAGUCCUGAUGCCAACAGUCUGGUGAAUGCAGUUACCAUGGUGUCUCCUCAUCUCCUGAAACUCAACUUGCCUCCUGCCAAGCUCCCAACUCCUUCAAACGCAUUACCAUUCACCUAAUUUGCUCUAGCGAGAAGCCUUGGGGGGCAUCAUUGACUUUGUCUUUUGUCUUCUCCCAACAUCCCCAGGGGUUCAGUCUCAUUGCUUUGCCCACACAUCCUCGCUGCAAUUGACCCCUCAGUUCAUCACUCUCCCCGCUGCCUGGGCUCUGAUCUCCUGGGGUCUGCCCAGCACUCUGCCCUCCAGCUUAUCUUUAAAUGCAGGGAAGGCUCUGUCCCUUUCCUACCUAAAGCCCUUUGAAGUUUGCUGUCCUUAGGGACUGAAACAGAGCCGUGUACAAACCAGAUGCUGAACAACCUGAUUGCACCCCAGUGCUUUGAAGAGUCGAACCUUGGCCCUGGUUGACCAAACCCACACAGUCCUCCAGUCUCAUGUUGAUAAUAAGUCCCCGGGGUCUGGGGCCAAUGGAACUCUGUUUCUGGAGGUGCUCAGGUGCUAGAGAGCCAUCCUGAAGGACAUACUUACGAGGUAUCAGUGAUAUAUUGGAGACAGUUGCAGUGGGCGUCUGUUCAGGAGACUUAUUUACAUACGUGCACUUAAGUUAAUGAAGCUUGGACUUCACAGGCUUUACAGCUCACCUAACAGUGUGUGGCCUUGCAGAUAAAGUCCAAAUUCUUUAGUGUGGCCCACAAAGCUCUUCAUAAUUGUGCCUCUCUGGCCACCUCUCUAAUCCCAUGUCUCCCAAGUCCUCCUGCCCUAAGCUCCCACAAUGCUGAGCAGAUUGCAAUUCCUCCUGCUGUAGCCUCUACCUGGAACAUCUACCUGGUGAAUUCCUCCUCGCCACUGAGGUCCUGGAGCCCUAGGGCACAGUGGUUACGCAUUGGACUUCUAUCCACAAGGUCAGCAGUUUGAAACCACCAGCUGCUCCAAAGGAGAA
Molecule: messenger RNA, 1735 nt
Organism: Echinops telfairi (small Madagascar hedgehog)
Lineage: Eukaryota; Metazoa; Chordata; Mammalia; Afrosoricida; Tenrecidae
Gene: SPP2
Product: secreted phosphoprotein 2
Exons: 8
Coding region: 66-713 (215 amino acids)
Biological process (GO): bone remodeling
Cellular component (GO): extracellular region
Source: RefSeq, a predicted model, not a curated record